Moneuplotes crassus is the source of this 505-nucleotide messenger RNA. The record is from the annotation of a GenBank genome assembly. Lineage: Eukaryota; Ciliophora; Spirotrichea; Euplotida; Euplotidae.
CAUACCAGGAAUUGCUUCCAGUGAAAUUAUUUAUGUGAAUCAGGAUAAAGCUCCUAUUACUGGUUAUGAGAUGUCUGCCAGAUACAUUUUUGAAUCUUCAAAUUCAGAUAAAUUUUCUGAUAAUUUAAAUUUUUCAAUGAUUCUUCCUAGCGAUGAUCCAAAUGAGCAAGAUUUUCAUCAUAUUAAUUCUAAAAGACAUUCCAAACAUAUAUUAGCUACAGACAAGCCUUGAAAAGUCCCUAUUCCACAAGUAACCAUAAAGACAAAUGCUUUUACCAAUGAACAGCAAACUGAUCAUUAUAAGACUAGUUGGGAUACUAUCCAAAGGUUGCUAACCCAAUACAAAUCUUCUCCUCUUCAAAAGUUUUGAACCUGUAAUAUGACCGAGAACAAUGCCAGCCUCUUGAAUAAAGUGAUGACUAUGAACAACCUCGAAUACAUAUACAAGCUGACUAGUUAUGAAUAUAAAAUGAAGGAGAAACGGUCUCCUAUAACCUGCAGAUAA